Dendrobium catenatum is the source of this 2388-nucleotide messenger RNA. Its product is annotated as F-box/LRR-repeat MAX2 homolog A. The transcript has a single exon. Gene Ontology annotation, cellular component: SCF ubiquitin ligase complex. Lineage: Eukaryota; Viridiplantae; Streptophyta; Magnoliopsida; Asparagales; Orchidaceae. Bases 161 to 2233 code for a protein of 690 amino acids. The record is from RefSeq and is a predicted model, not a curated record. Gene Ontology annotation, biological process: SCF-dependent proteasomal ubiquitin-dependent protein catabolic process. Gene Ontology annotation, molecular function: protein binding.
GAUAAUCACAUGGUCUAUCCUGCUCGACAAAAUCCACUCGGUCCACAACCUCCAUCUACUUGUUAGUCUCCUACCUCUCUCCUUCAGCUCUCUCUCUCUCUCUAGCUCAAGACAGACACAGCCAUAACCAAACUUCUCCUCCUUGAGAAGAAGCUCAUCCAUGGCGGAUGGUGGCGGCACAGCAUCAACUGACCGAUCAACACUCCUCGACGACCUUCCCGACGCCGUCCUUCUACAAACCUUCUCCCUUAUCAUCGACGUCCGCACCCGCAACUCUGUCUCACUCACCUGCCGCAAGUGGCGCUCGCUCGAACGAUCAACACGCACUAACCUCUCCCUCCGCGGCAACAUCCGGGACCUCUUUCUCCUCCCCACCUGCUUCCCUUCCAUUUCACAUCUAGACCUCUCCCUCCUCUCGCCAUGGGGCCACCACCCCGCCGACUUUCAUCUCCUCACUCGCCGCUUCCUUCUCGCUUUCCCCUCCGUCGUUUCGCUCACCAUCUAUGCUCGUGCCGCAGCCAUGGUUCCCAAUUGGCCGAAUCUUCGGCACGCUGCGCUUGUGCGGUGGCAUCCGCGGCCUAAUCAGCCACCUGGUUUUGAUCUCGGUCCUCUUCUUUCAUCUUGCCCUAAUCUUACGUCUUUGGAUCUUUCACGGUUCUAUUGCUGGCCGGAGGACAUCCCCGCUGCGUUGGCCUCUCACCCUUCGGCUGCUGAAUCGCUGACCCAUCUCGACCUCCUCUGUUCGGCAGCGUCCGAGGGGUACCGGUCAUCGGAGCUGGUUGCGAUUGCGACGGCUUCCCCUAAUCUCCGUCGGUUGCUUGUUCCCUGCGUGUUCAAUCCAAGGUUCUUCGAUUUCGUCGGUGACGAUGCCAUUCUCGCCGUGGCUGCGGCUUGCCCGAAUCUCUCGUUGCUUCAUCUCGCUGAUCCUUCAACCCUCUCUCCCUCCCGCGAAAUUCCUGAUUCCACCACCACCCCACGCGAUGAUGCACGCGUCACACGCGCUGGUCUUCAGGGGAUGUUUUCAGCCCUCGCGCUUCUUGAAGAUCUAACCCUAGAUCUAUGCCAUGAUGUGGUGGAUUCCGGCGCAGCAUUGGAAGUUCUAAGCCACCGAUGCCCUCGCAUCCGAUCCUUGAAAUUUGGCCGAUUCCAGGGGGUUUGCAUAGCCGCGGGACUUCACCUCGACGGUGUCGCGGUCUGCGGGGGUUUGCGGAAUCUCUGCAUCAAGAACUCCGAUGAUCUUUCAGAUUCCAGCCUCGCCACCAUUGCUCGCGGCUGCCGUCAGCUUUCCAGAUUUGAAAUCCAUGGCUGCGCCUUGGUGUCUGAGACAGGCAUCAAGAGAUUGGCUGCAGUGCUUCGCUCCACACUCAAAGAAGUGAUAAUCUCCGACUGCCGAUACCUUGAUGCAGCUUCCUCGCUUCGCGCCCUGGCACCGAUUCGAGAUCGCAUUGAGCGCCUCCACAUCGACUGUAUCUGGGAGAAGCCGGGGACUUUGCCGGCUGAGGUCGCAACAGAUGAUCUUGAUUGCGAUGAUGUCGAAUUCCAGUUCGAUGAAGAAGGCGUGUCGAGCAAGAAAUGCAGGUAUUCUGAUCAAAACUUCUACAACAAUGGCGGCAGCGAAUUCUGGUGCAAUACAUUCGAUCGCCUUCGUUAUCUCUCGCUGUGGGUUCCCGCGGGAGAAAUUCUUAGCCCAUUACGGGAAUCGGGGCUGGAGAACUGUCCUGAAUUGGAGGAGAUCAGCAUCAAGGUGGAAGGUGAUUGCAGAACUUGCCCAAGGCCUGCCCAGCCUGUUUUCGGACUGAGCUCGCUGGCCUUAUACACUCAGCUGUCAAAGAUGAAGCUUGACUGCGGAGAAGCCAUUGGCUAUGCUUUGACAGCUCCCACAGGACACAUGGAUCUCAGCCUGUGGGAGAGAUUCUAUCUCCAUGGAAUUGGAGAUCUGAACCUGCAUGAGCUCGACUACUGGCCGCUUCAAGACAAGGAGGUGAAUCAGAGAAGCUUAUCACUUCCAGCUUCUGGAUUGAUACAAGGAUGUUCAUCGUUGAGGAAGCUGUUCAUCCAUGGUACUGCGAAUGAACAUUUCAUGAGAUUUUUUUUGGGGAUGCCGAAUCUGAGGGAUGUACAGCUCAGGGAGGAUUAUUACCCGGCGCCGGAUAAUGAUAUGAGCACAGAAAUGAGAGUAGAUUCCUGUAGUAGAUUUGAAGAUGCAUUGAACAGCAGGCCUAUACCUGAUUAGAUGGAGGAGGAAUUGCAGAGAUUUGAUCUGCUUUUAGCUUUUUGGAGAGAGAGUGUGUGCAAGAGAUCGAGGGGGUGAAAUUUGAGAGAGGUGUAGAUCUUGUGAGUUCAAUAAAAGCAAAACCAAACAUUUCUUCUUCUUUUUUUCGCUUCAAA